AUGAGUCCGGGUGGCUCCGAGCUAGGUUGGGUGCCGAAGUGCCGGGAGGCGCCACCAUCGCCAUCCAGUGCUCUGCUGGAGCACCGAUGGUCGCGGAGGCGAACGCCCCAGCAGAAGAUCAACAUGCCGAAGCCGGGAGUUCGCGGCUUAGGUCGCGACUCGCGCUCCCCCUCCCCCGCGCGACCGCUGGCGCACAGAACGACAUCGCUGCCGGAUCUCGGUGGCGAGUCGCACGACGCGCCGCAGCGGCCCGCUGAGGUGAGAAGAGGACCAAGCACCCGCGGCGACAUCGCCCACUCUGCUGGCAGUGGCAGUACCAGCAGUGGAGCGAAUACCGCCGCGAGACACAGCGUCCCCAAACGCCCUACAAAUUUCCGCCCGGUGCCAUCGCACCCCCCGGGACCAGCAACAGUGGGUCGAGCGCAGCAAGUGCGCGCCCCCCCACCGCAACCUCGCCCCUCCGCCGCGAAGCAAGCGCGUCCGGAUACGCAGCCCGCGAGUGCCGUCACGUCCCCCGCGCGCCCCGCGCCCUCGGACGCAGUGCCGCCGCGUUCCGACGCGCCGUCCGCGCGCUCCGCCGCGCGCCCCGCCGCGAGUGUGACUAGUGCGCGAAUCGGUGGGCAAGCUGUGUGCUCAGCAGCACCCCCCGCGCGCUCCGCCGCGCAACCCGCGCCCUCGGACGCAGUGCCGCCGCGUUCCGACGCGCCGCCCGCGCGCUCCGCCACGCGCCCCGCCGCGAGUGACAUUAGUGCGCGAGCCGGUGGGCAAGCUGUGUGCUCAGCAGCACCCCCCGCGCGCUCCGCCGUACCACCCGCGCGAUCUGCCGCGCCCACCUCGCGCUCGACCGCGUCCGCCGCGCGCUCCGCCGCGCCCCCCGCGCCUUCGAACGCAGUGCCGCCGCGUUCCAACGCGCCGCCCGCUCGUGCUGUCGCGCGCCCUGCCGCGCCCUGGCCUGCGCCGGGCCCUCUGUACCUGCCGCCACCCUGGCGCACCCGACGCUGUGCUACAAGCGGACGGUGA
This is a messenger RNA of Helicoverpa armigera (cotton bollworm), 1020 nucleotides long. RefSeq names its product mucin-1-like. Bases 1 to 1020 code for a protein of 339 amino acids. The transcript is spliced from 2 exons. Lineage: Eukaryota; Metazoa; Arthropoda; Insecta; Lepidoptera; Noctuidae. The record is from RefSeq and is a predicted model, not a curated record.